Topomyia yanbarensis is the source of this 1073-nucleotide messenger RNA. RefSeq names its product sex-regulated protein janus-A-like. Lineage: Eukaryota; Metazoa; Arthropoda; Insecta; Diptera; Culicidae. Gene Ontology annotation, molecular function: protein histidine phosphatase activity. Gene Ontology annotation, cellular component: cytosol. Bases 516 to 887 code for a protein of 123 amino acids. The transcript has 2 exons. Gene Ontology annotation, biological process: peptidyl-histidine dephosphorylation. The record is from RefSeq and is a predicted model, not a curated record.
UUCGACUCAGUCGAGGUCUUCCGUGGAGGAAGGUACUUUUGAGUUGUUUGGGUUGAACUCAAAAUUAGGUAAAUUCAACUUAAAUUUGAGUAUAAAAAACCUAUCAAUGAGUUGUAAUUUUUGCCGUGGUUAAAUGGAAACUACCUUCAACACGGUUUACCUAAUUUUAAGUUCCCCCACGAUACCACGAGAUUGAGUCAAAGGAACUCAAUUUUAGGUAGUUUUUCGUUUCCGUGUGGGUCUGAGACUCAUCAGAAAGUACAGCCAACGACACGACUAGCGAUUUGCAUUUAAAACUGUAGCGCAAAAUUUAUGAAUGCGUUGGAAACGCCAUGAAGAAGCCGUGAUAAACGAAAAAAAGUAAACAAAGGUGGGAUCUCAUUUGCACUUAGGACAAUUGGACAAGUUUGUCUAGAUUCUGUCGGUUGUUAUGCUUAUGCGGCCGGUGAUUCGAAAUAUUUUUAGAAAUAUUACGAAUUUUCAAGGUAGCCAUUACACGCCGGCCUAACUGCGCGAUGGUGGACGCAAAGCUGGAAGCCGUACCGCUAGUGGAAAUCGACGAAGGCAUUUUCAAGUACAUACUGAUCAAGGUAUACGGACGAGAGAAAGCCGAUGGUAGCGAACCGAGCAAGAACAUCGUACGCGGUUUCGCUCGAGCCCAGUGGCAUUCGGAUAUCUACGAAGAAGUUAGCAGUGCACUGGCCGGGCUGGGACUGGAAACGGAAUGUCUCGGCGGAGGUCGCAUCGAACAUCGACCGGACGAAAAGUUGAUCAAAGUCUACGGAUACUCGCAGGGUUACGGCAAAGCGGAUCACCAGGAGACGAGACGAAUUUUACUGACCGAAUAUGGUAGUUUUAAUAUUGAAACGACGGAUGAAGGUUAUUAGUUUGACAUUGACCGGAGGAAUAGUUUCAACUGCCAGGUUUUUAUUAUGGUACCUACACGAUUGUAACCAACAGGGAAUCGAGAGCUAAUAAAUUACAAAAAAUAUCGAAGUAAUUAUUUCCUUGUCCUGAUACUAGCUGUAAACCGACAGAAUAUCUUAUUCAAUAAAAUUACAACAAACUCGAAA